UCCGUCGCAAGAGAACCCCAAGAGGAGAAAGAGCGGCGAAGAAAAUGGUGCAGCGUCUUGUAUACCGGUCGCGACACAGCUACGCCACCAAAUCGAACCAGCACCGUAUCGUCAAAACUCCUGGAGGCAAAUUGGUGUAUCAAACCACCAAGAAGAGAGCCAGUGGCCCCAAAUGCCCUGUUACAGGCAAGCGUAUCCAUGGAAUUCCUCACUUGAGGCCUACAGAAUACAAGAGGUCUAGGUUAUCAAGAAACAGGAGGACUGUGAACCGUGCUUAUGGUGGAGUCUUGUCUGCUUUGGCAGUCAGGGAAAGGAUCGUACGAGCAUUUCUUGUUGAAGAGCAGAAGAUCGUGAAGAAAGUUUUGAAACUCCAAAAGGCUAAGGAGAAAGUAGCUACCAAGGCUUGAGGGUUUUACGUUUUUUAUUUUAUUUUGGGGAUACAUCUUUUUCACUUAUCUUUGUCUCUGACAUUAUAAAUUACAUACAUUUUUACCUGUCCUAGUGUCUUUUACAUUUUAGUUUGAUUGACACUUAUAAGUACGUAGUGCCAUUGCUGAUAUAUAGAA
Messenger RNA from Brassica oleracea var. oleracea, 566 nucleotides. RefSeq names its product 60S ribosomal protein L34-1-like. Gene Ontology annotation, cellular component: ribosome; cytosolic large ribosomal subunit. Lineage: Eukaryota; Viridiplantae; Streptophyta; Magnoliopsida; Brassicales; Brassicaceae. The record is from RefSeq and is a predicted model, not a curated record. Bases 45 to 407 code for a protein of 120 amino acids. The transcript has 3 exons. Gene Ontology annotation, biological process: ribosome biogenesis; translation. Gene Ontology annotation, molecular function: structural constituent of ribosome.